Molecule: messenger RNA, 1138 nt
Organism: Tripterygium wilfordii
Lineage: Eukaryota; Viridiplantae; Streptophyta; Magnoliopsida; Celastrales; Celastraceae
Exons: 1
Coding region: 380-796 (138 amino acids)
Source: RefSeq, a predicted model, not a curated record
UCUUUUGCCUGGUCUUGUGCUUCUACAGUUCUACUACUCGCAUAAAGGAACAUAACUCUGACCUGGAAGUUGCAAAUCAAAAAGUGAAACAGACCCAGUCUCACUCAUAGAACAUCAAACCAACCGAGCAACUAGUGGUGUUUCCAGAUGAAGAAAUACUGCUCAAAUACGAGUCCUUUUUGCCCCUUGAAAAUAAGUUCAGCCGUUGAGGUCAUAGAUUAGAAGAAGAGGAAACGGGAGCCGGAGUACUCGGCAGUAUCCCAAUUGGGUAGGGAGCAACUGGCCCAUCAGCGAGAGACGAUGCUGAUGGAUUAUCUAUAUCUCACAAAAGUCCACAUGUCAGCAAUAUGACUCAUCAUCAUCGAAUGCCUCCUCAGAUAUGGCAAUUCCUCUCAAAGCUUCUUUCUUCCAUUCACUACCAAACCAAUCCCGCCCUGUUCCUAUUUCUAUGCUCAAAAGACUGCUGCUUUCUCAUUAUUAUCUACACCAGAAUCAUCACUAUAUAUUACAAUCGUCUCCAGUGUCGAAGAAUUUCCAAUUCAACUUCAAACGCUCUUCUUGGCCUUUCUCGAUCAUUUCUUCUCGACCUUUUCGUGCUCACAGGGUUCUUGCGAUGGCUGAACGGGAGGAUAAAAUGGCGUCGCAUUCUCACAAUUUAACCAAUCGCCUUGCGGCUGAGCACAGUCCGUAUCUUCUUCAACACGCCCAUAAUCCGAUGAGACCCAAAGAUGAAUUCCUGAAUCCUGCUUCACUGUGUGUAGAGAUUAGGGAGAAUUUGGAAUUUUGGGUUGUCUAAUUUUAUAGAAAAGAAUGUGAGUUUUAAAAAAAUGAGACCGAUAAUACUCUUGGUAUUUUACUCUGUCUGAGUUGCUCUGUUGAAUUUCUUCUGAUUUUGUGGUCUAUGGUUUGAAGGUUGAUUGGUAUCCAUGGGGAGAAGAAGCCUUCGCUGAAGCUCGAAGGAGAGACGUGCCUAUCUUCUUGUUGAAUCGAGUGAAUAUUUGUACAGUAUUCUUUAGAAUAUUGUUUAUUCUUUGAGUCAAAGAUUUACCCAAGAUUUACUUUCCUUGAUAUAUGUAAUUGAGGGAAGUAAAGUCAUCCUUGAUAUAUGUAAUUGAAGGAAGUAAAAUAAUCUUUUUCU